Molecule: messenger RNA, 9567 nt
Organism: Rotaria sp. Silwood2
Lineage: Eukaryota; Metazoa; Rotifera; Eurotatoria; Philodinida; Philodinidae
Source: the annotation of a GenBank genome assembly
AUGUAUCAUUUAGUUGCAAAGUGCGGUCUCAAUUUCAAACCAACGGCUCAAAAGCCAAUUGAAUAUAAGUACGGUCCACGAUCUGUCGCCAUCGGCGAUUUCGACAAUGAUACAGUUUUGGAUAUGGUUGUCGCCAAUCAUAUAGUGAAUAAAAUAGCUGUGUAUUUGGGACAUGGUGAUGGCACUUUUAAGGAUCCAACUAUGUAUUCAACAGGCUCCUACUCUAGUCCUUACACGGUCACCGUUGGUGAUUUGAACAAUGACAACCGAUUGGAUAUUGCAGUAGCGAAUUUCGGCACUAACAAUAUCAACAUCUUUCAUGGAUUUGGGGAUGGAUCUUUUGCAAGUCAAAUAGAACUUUCAACAGGCUCAUCUCGUCCAAUAGCAAUUGUUGCUGUUGAUUUCAACAAUGACUCACUACUUGAUAUUGCCACUGCCAAUCACGGAACUCACAGUAUUAGUAUAUUCUAUGGAUAUGACCAUGGAAAUUUUUCGCCUGCAAAUACGUAUUCAACAGGUUAUGAUUCUCUUCCAUCCUCAUUAGCUGCUGGAGAUUUCAAUAACGACAACUAUUUAGAUCUCGCCAUCGCCAAUUAUGGCAGGAAUAAUGUUGGCGUACUUUUUGGAAAUAGUAACAGAACUUUUGAAAAACAAAUCACGUUUUCAACUGGAUUUGCUUCCCAUCCAUACUCAAUCGCUAUUGGCCAUUUCAAUAACGACGGAUUUGUCGAUAUAGCUAUCGCCAAUUCUGGAACACAUGAAAUACGUAUACUUUCGAACAAUGGCAAUAGAACUUUCAAUCAUCAAGCCACCUAUUUCGUUGGUUCUGCUUCUCCAUAUGCGAUUGGCGUCGGAGACUUCAACCAAGAUAAUCGAUUGGACAUCGUCAUCACUAAUAAGGGCAUAGAAAAUAUAGGUGUACUCGUUGGAUAUGGAAACGGCUAUUUUGAAAAUCCAAUUAUGUAUUCAACUGGAUCUUAUUCUUCAAUUUCUGUUGCCAUAGGUGAUUUCAACAAGGACCAUCGAUUGGACAUUAUCGUCGCAAACAAUGAUACUAGUAGCAUAGAUAUUCUCCUUGGUAAAUAUGAAGGUUUUUUAAAUCAAACAAGAUAUUCAGUUGGCUCUUAUCCACAAUCUGUAGCUAUUGCUGAUUUCAACAACGACACUCAACCAGAUAUCGUUGUCGCCAAUUGGAAUAGCAACGAUGUGAGUGUCCUUUUUGGAUAUGAGAACGGUUCUUUGGCAAACCAAACAAGAUAUUCAGUUGGCUCUGGUCCACAAUCUGUAGUUGUUGGUGAUUUGAACAACGACACUCAACUAGAUAUCGUUGUCGCUAAUAUGGAUAGCAAUGAUGUGAGUGUCCUUUUUGGAUAUAAGAACGGUUCUUUUGCAAAAGAAACAAGAUAUUCAGUUGGCUCUUAUCCACAAUCUGUAGCUGUUGGUGAUUUCAAUAACGACACUCGACUAGAUAUCCUUGUCGCGAAUACUGCUAGCAAUGAUGUCAGUGUCCUUCUUGGAUAUGGGAAUAGGUAUUUUGCAAAAGAAACAAGAUAUACAGUUGGCUCUAGUCCAUAUUCUGUAGCUGUUGGUGAUUUCAACAACGACAAUCGACUAGAUAUCGUUGCCGCCAACAAUGGUAGCAAUGAUGUGAGCAUCCUGCUGCAAUAUAACAGAGGAGCGGUAGCAUAUGGAAUGGCCUAUGCAUCUGGCGGUGGAUCUAGCCUACAAUGUAUAGUGAUUGGUGAUUUAAAUAACGACGAUAACCUAGAUAUCGUCUUGGCAAAUUACGGUAGUAAUAAUUUAGGCGUCCUUUUUGGAUAUGGAAAUGGAAGUUUCGAAAAUCAAAUGAUGCUUACCACUGGCUCAAAUUCUCAUCCAACAUCAAUUACUAUUGGCGACUUUAAUGGCGACAGUUUAGUAGACCUUGUUGUGGUUAAUUAUGGUACAAAGCAAGUGGGUAUGAUGCUAGGAUACGGGAACGGAACAUUUGCAAAUCAAACGAGUGAAGGAAUUAGUUUCGAUUCGCGUUCGCUAGCUGUUGCUUCUGGUGAUUUUAAUAAUGACAAACGAUCUGAAAUGGCUAUCAUUUACGAUGGAAGGGAUAAUGUAGAUAUCUUUGCUGUAUACAAUCAUGGUUCAUUUUCAAAAGAAACAAGAUAUUCACUUGGCUCUUAUCCAAGUUCUGUAGCUGUUGGUCAUUUCAACAGCGACACUCGAGUCGAUAUCGUUGUCGCCAAUUAUGGUAGCGGUGAUGUGAGUGUCCUUCUUGGAUAUGAGAACGGUUCUUUUGCAAACGAAACAAGAUAUUCAGUUGGCUCUGGUCCAAGUUCUGUAGCUGUUGGUGAUUUCAACAAUGACACUCGACUGGAUAUCGUUGUCGCUAAUAUGGAUAGCAAUAAUGUGAGUGUCCUUUUUGGAUAUAAGAACGGUUCUUUUGCAAAAGAAACAAGAUAUUCAGUUGGCUCUUAUCCAUAUUCUGUAGCUGUUGGUGAUCUGAACAACGACACUCAACUAGAUAUCGUUGUCGCUAAUAUGGAUAGCAAUGAUGUGAGUGUCCUUUUUGGAUAUGAGAAUGGUUCUUUUGCAAAAGAAACAAGAUAUUUAGUUGGCUCUUAUCCACAAUCUGUAGCUGUUGGUGAUUUCAAUAACGAUACUCUACUAGAUAUCGUUGUUGCCAAUUCAGCUGGCGAUGAUGUGAGUGUCCUUCUUGGAUAUGACAACGGUUCUUUUGCAAACGAAACAAGAUAUUCAGUUGGCUCUAGUCCAAGUUCUGUAGCUGUUGGUCAUUUCAACAACGACACUCGAGUCGAUAUCGUUGUCGCUAAUUUGGGUGACAAUGAUGUGAGUGUCCUUCUUGGAUAUGACAACGGCUCUUUUGGAAACGAAACAAGAUAUUCAGUUGGCUCUCGUCCAAUAUCUGUAGCUAUUGGUGAUUUCAACAAAGACACUCGACUAGAUAUCGUUGUCGCCAAUCAAGUUGGCAAUGAUGUGAGUGUCCUUCUUGGAUAUGAAAACGGUUCUUUUGCAAAAGAAACAAGAUAUUCAGUUGACUCUUAUCCACAAUCUGUAGCUGUUGGCGAUUUCAAUAACGACACUCGACUAGAUAUCGUUGUCGCCAAUACAGCUAGCAAUGAUGUCAGUGUUCUUCUUGGCUAUGACUAUUUAGUAUUUGUAAAGCAAAUGAUGCUCAUAACUGGAAAUGGUUCCCGACCACAUUCGUUAGUGAUUAGUGAUUUUAACAAUGAUGGUCUAAUAGAUAUCGGUGUUGUCAAUUUAUUUACCCAGAAUAUUGUUCCAAAGUGCAGCCUCAAGUUCAAACCAACGGCUCAAAAGCCAAUUGAAUAUAAGUAUGGUCCACGAUCUGUCGCCAUCGGCGAUUUCGACAAUGAUACAGUUUUGGAUAUGGUUGUCGCCAAUCAUUUAGUCAACAAAAUAGCGAUAUAUUUGGGAAAUGGUGAUGGCAGUUUUACAAGUCCAACCAUGUAUUCAACAGGUUCCUACUCUAGCCCUUACACGGUCACCGUUGGUGAUUUUAACAAUGACAAUCGAUUGGAUAUUGUAGUAGCAAAUUUCGGCACUAAUAAUAUCGGUAUCUUUCAUGGAUUUGGCAAUGGAUCUUUCUUAAGUCAAAUAAAGUUUUCAACAGGCUCAUCUCGUCCAAUAGCAAUUAUUGCCGCCGAUUUCAACAGUGACUCACUACUUGAUAUUGCCACCGCCAAUUAUGGAACUUACAGUGUUAGUAUACUCUAUAGAACUCGCAAUGAAAAUUUUUCCCCUCCAAUUACGCAUUCAACAGGUUAUGAUUCUUUUCCAUUGUCAUUAGCUGCUGGAGAUUUCAAUAACGAUAACUAUUUAGACCUUGCCAUCGCUAAUUAUGGCACCAAUAAUGUUGGCAUACUUUUUGGAAACAGCAACAGAACUUUUGAAAAACAAAUCACGUUUUCAACUGGAUUAGGUUCUCAUCCAUACUCAAUCGCUAUUGGCCAUUUCAAUGACGACGGAUUUGUCGACAUAGCUAUUGCUAAUUCUGGAACGCAUGAAGUAGGCGUACUUCUGAACAACGGUAAUAGAACUUUCGCUAAUCAAGCCAAUUAUUCCAUCGGUUUCGCUUCUCCAUAUGGGAUUGGCGUUGGAGACUUCAACGCAGAUAAUCGAUUAGACAUCGUCAUAAUUAACAACGGCAAUAAAACUAUAGGUAUACUUCUUGGAUAUGGAAACGGCGAUUUUGAAAAUCCAAUCAUGCAUUCAACCAGUUCUUAUUCUUCAAUUUCAGUUGCAAUAGGCGAUCUCAACAAGGAUCAUCGAUUAGAUAUUGUCGUUGUCAACAAUGAUACUGGUAGCAUAAAUAUUCUUCUUGGUCAAUAUGAAGGUUUCUUAAAUGAAAAAAGCUAUGCAGUUGGCUCUUGGCCAUAUUCUAUAGCUGUUGGUGAUUUCAAUAACGACACUCGACUAGAUAUCGUUGUCGCCAAUAACGGUGCGAAUUAUACUAGUGUUCUUCUUGGAUAUGAGAACGGUUCUUUUGCAAAAGAAAAAAGAUAUUUGGUUGGCUCUGGACCAUGUUCUGUCACUGUUGGUGAUUUUAAUAACGACACUCGGCUAGAUAUCGUUGUCGCCAAUGAAGGUAGCAAUUAUGUGAGUGUCCUUCUUGGAUAUGGGGAUGGUUCUUUUGCAAAAGAAACAAGAUAUUCAUUUGGCUUUUUUCCACAAUCUGUAGCUGUUGGUGAUUUUAAUAACGACAAUCGACUAGAUAUCGUUGUCGCCGAUUAUUUUCAUAGUGCUGUGAGUAUCCUUCUUGGAUAUGACAACGGUUCUUUUGUAAAAGAAAUAAGAUAUUUGGUUGGCUCCGGACCAUAUUCUGUCGCUGUUGGUGAUUUCAAUAACGACAAUCGACUAGAUAUUGUUGUCGCUAAUCAGGACAGCGAUAAUUUGAGUGUCCUUGUUGGAUAUGGAAAUGGCUCUUUUGCGAAACAAAGAAGAUAUUCGGUUGGCUCUCUUCCAAGAUCUGUCGCUGUUGGUGAUUUCAAUAACGACAAUCGACUAGAUAUUGUUGUCGCCAACUUUGGUAGUAAUGACGUGAGUGUCCUUCUUGGAUAUGAGAGCGGUUAUUUUGAAGAAGAAACAAGAUAUUCGGUUGGCUCUCAACCAGUAUCUGUCGCUGUUGGUGAUUUCGAUAACGACAAUCGGCUAGAUAUUGUUGUCGCCAACUUUGGUCGUGAUGACGUGAGUGUCCUUUUUGGAUAUGAGAACGGUUCUUUUGCAAAAGAAAAAAGAUAUUCGAUUGGCUCUGGACCACAUGCUGUCGCUGUUGGUAAUUUCAACAAUGACAUUCGACUAGAUAUUGUUGUCGCCAACUAUGGUAGCGAUGAGGUGAGUGUCUUGCUUCAAAAUAACAGAGGAGCGAUAGCAUAUGAAAUGGCCUAUGCAUCUGGUGGUGGAUCUAGCCUACGAUGCGUAAGAAUUGGCGAUUUGAAUAACGACACUAAUCUGGACAUCGUCUUGGCUAAUUACGGUACUAAUAAUUUAGGUGUCCUAUUUGGAUAUGGAGAUGGUAAUUUCGAAAAUCAAAUGAUGCUUACCACUGCUUUAAUUUCUCAUCCGACUUCGAUUAUUAUUGAUGAUUUUAAUGGCGACAGUGAAGUGGACAUUGUUGUUGCCAAUUAUGAUGCAAUGCAUGUAGAUAUGCUGCUUGGAAAUGGAAACAGAACAUUUGCAUAUCAAACAAGCGAAGGAAUUAGUUUUGAUUCACGUAUCUUAGCUAUGGCUUCUGGUGAUUUUGAUAAUGAUAAACGAUCGGAUAUCGCCAUCAUUUACGACGAAAUGGAUAACGUAGAUAUCUUUGUUAGACACAAUCAUAGUUCUUUUUCAGAAUCAACAAAAUAUUCAGUUGGCUUUGAUCCAAGAUCUAUCGCUGUUGGUGAUUUUAAUAACGACAAUCGACUAGAUAUCGUUGUCACCAAUUAUAUGAACGAUGAUGUGAGUGUCCUUCUUGGAUAUGAGAAUGGUUCUUUUGCAAAACAGACAAGAUAUUCGGUUGGCUCUUUUCCAAGAUCCGUCGCUGUUGGUGACUUCAAUAACGACACUCGACUAGAUAUCGUUGUCACCAGUGCGUCUAGCGAUAAGGUGAUUGUCCUUCGUGGAUAUGAGAACGGUUCUUUUACCAAAGAAGCAAUAUACUCGGUUGGCUCUGAUCCAUUGGCUGUCGCUGUUGGUGAUUUCAAUAACGACAAUCGACUAGAUAUCGUUGUCACCAAUUAUAUGGACAAUGAUGUCAGUAUCCUUCUUGGAUAUGAGAACGGUUCUUUUGCAAAACAAGCAAGAUAUUCAGUUGGCUCUAAUCCAUUUUCUGUAGCUGUUGGGGAUUUUAAUAACGACAAUCGACUAGAUAUCGUUGUCGCCAAUUGGGAUACCAAUGAUGUAAGUGUCCUUCUUGCAUAUGAGAACGGUUCUUUUGCGAAGGAAAAAAGAUAUUUGGUUGGCUCUCAUCCAACAUCUGUCGCUGUUGGCGAUUUCAAUAACGACAACCGACUGGAUAUCGUUGUCGUCAAUUCGUAUAGUAAUGAUUUGAGUGUUCUUCUUGGAUAUAAGAACGGUUCUUUUGAAAAAGGAACAAUACACUUAGGUGGCUCUUUUCCAUUUAGUGUAGCCGUUGGUGAUAUCAAUAACGACGCUCGACUAGAUAUCGUUAUCGUCAAUUCGCAUAGCAAUGAUGUGAGUGUGCUUCUUGGAUAUGAGAACGGUUCUUUCGCAGAAGAAACAAGAUAUUCGGUUGGCACUGGACGACAGUUUAUCGCUGUUGGUGAUUUCAAUAAUGACACUCGACUAGAUAUCGUUGUCGCCGGUUGGUAUAGCACAUAUGUGAGUGUCCUUCUUGGCUAUGGCCUUACAGUUCUUGUAAAACAAAGAAUACUCAUUACUGGAGAUGGUUCUAGACCACAGUCGUUAGUGAUUGCUGAUUUUAACAAUGAUAAUCUCAUGGAUAUCGUUGUCGCCAAUAGAGGUACCCACAAUAUUGGUAUUUUUCUUGGAUAUGGCAAUGUCUCUUUUACAAAUCAAGUAACAUGUUCAACUCACUCAUAUUUAUCGCCAUGCUCUACAGCUGCUGGUGAUUUCAACAAUGAUCUUCGAUUAGAUAUUGUCUUUGUUAGUUGUGAUUCGGAUACGGUUGGUGUUUUGCUUGGACAUGGCAAUGGCUCUUUUGGAAAUGUGGUGUCGUAUCCAAUAGGUUCAAAUUCGUCUCGAUACUCUCUAGCUGUCGGUGACAUGAACAACGAUACUAUACAAGACAUUGUCGUCGCGAAUCAUGACCACAACAGUCUAGGUGUACUUCUUGGAAUUGGCCAACAUGAAAUAAAAAUUACCUAUCAUGGUAUUGAACAAGAACCAAGACCAAUAAUUGUUCGUGCAUUGGCAGCCAUUACUGAUUUGAAUUCUCAAAUACAAGAAACACAAGCAAAUUUUCUCAUACAUCCGUGCACAUAUUAUGUUGGAUUUCAAUUCGUAAAGAAUUAUGGAAAGAAAGAUGAACUGGUGCGAACAAAAGUUAUCGUAACAGAUAUUGAUGGAAAUCUAAUCAAUAAUGUUUUGGUUCAGUGUGAUAUAAUUGGACAUGGCAAGGAAAAAAAAGAAGAUCAAAAUGGUUUAACAAUAUUUGAAGACGUCACCGAUGAACAAAGAUUAACAAUUUUCAGUUCAAAUGAAGAUGCAGUUAAUAUCGAUUAUACACCAAAAAUAGGGGGCAGAUACAAAAUAUCAUACAGUGUCAAAGAUGAACAAGGACGAUUAGCUAUGAGUUACUAUGAAAAUUUUUAUGUCUCUGGUGGCUAUGUGCAAGAAGUAAAAGAACGCAAAGUGGAUUAUGUUCCAACUGAUAGAGUCACAAUUGUGCCGAAUGCAACAACUUAUCAACCGAAUGAUUUAUGUGAAUUACUAAUCUUAGCACCGUUUAGUCCAGCUAAUGGUCUACUUAUACUCGACUGUGACGGUCAAGUCUCACAACCAAUACAUUUUCAGAUAGAAUCUGGAAAAGAUUCAACAACUGUUGCAUUUAAAAUAUCAAAAGAUUGGGUGCCAAACUUCACAGUCUAUGCUGAACUAACAGGCUCAAUUCCAAGAGAGAUCGAAGUGAGUGAUUCUCUAUAUUGUCCAGCAAUCGCUACUGGUUCAGCAUCAUUAGAAGUAUCAAAAGAUAUUUAUAAAUUGAAUGUUUUAAUUAAUACGAAGGAAACAAAUAAAUUAUAUACACCAUCAUCAAUUAUUCAUAUAGAUGUCAAUGUUACACAACAUGUAGAUAAAUCAUCUGUAGACAAAGCAGAAGUUUGCUUAAUCGUUGUCGACGAAGCAAUCUUAUCCUUAACCGGUCACAAAAUAGAUAGUCCGUUAGACAUCUUUUAUCCUAGGCGAUCAGAAAAUAUCACAGAAUAUCAUAGUAGAAAUCGUUGUUUGUUAUUCAAUGCACAAGACAUAGAACAACUUAAGAAAGAUAUACGAGGCCGCUAUUUGGACGAAUGUUACGGUCGUCGUGGCGGUGGUGGCGGUGGUGGUGGUGGUGGUGGCGGUGGUGGUGGCGACGAUGAUUUAUCUACAUUAUCAAUAACAACAAGUUCAACAGCAUUAGCAUCACUAACUGAUGCAAUUGUCUCACUUUAUACAUAUCCAUAUGAAUGUACAGAACAAUUAAGUUCAAGAUUAUUAGGUCUACAAUCACUGUGGAAUGUUUUACAGGCAUUUCAUUGUAAAGAAUUACCUGACAUAUCAGUAUUGACAACUAGAUUAGAAUCAGACAUAAAUAAAUUAAAGGGCCGUCAAUAUUCAAAUGGUGGAUUUGGUUAUUGGACAAAUCAAAAUAAUUCUCAUGCUGAUCCAUAUAUGAGUAUACAUGUUGCACAUUGUUUGGCUGUUAUUGUGAAUAAAAAGGUAUUUUAUGUUGAUGUGAACAUGGUGAAAAAAUCGCUAAAAUACCUUGAAAACAUUGAAUCUGAAAUUGAUCAAUUACCAUACAGUAAAUAUUGGUCUGAAAGAACUCGAUUUAGUUUGAUGAGUUAUGCAUUAUACGUACGAGCGAAAUAUCGUCAAAAUGUUGCUGAUCAAGCUUUACAAUUAUUUCAGCGAAGUGGAUUUGAUAAACUUAGUUUAGAAGCAUCAGGUUGGCUAUUAAUAGUUUUAUCGAUAAAUAAAAAUAAUCAUAAAAAUGAUAUUAUCGAUAUUAUAUACACACAUUUCAAAGGUAAAGUAAGUGAAACAAGUGAAACAGCUAAUUUUAUCACGUCAUAUGGUGAUGAUGGUCAAUCAGUUAUGUUACAUUCAAAUCAACGAACAGAUGCUAUUUUAUUAGAAUCAUUAUUACACAUUGAUCCAAACUCCACUCUUUGUACUAAAUUAUGUAAAGGUUUACAAGCGCAUAAAGUGAAAGGUGCAUGGAAAUCAACACAGGAAAAUUGCUUUGUAUUAAUUGCACUAGAUAAAUAUUUUCACAUUAAAGAAGAAGAUACACCAGAUUUUGUUGCUCAUAUUUGGCUUGACAAUGAUUAUUGUGGUCAACAUCAAUAUAAAGGUAAGAUCAUAUCAUAA